Molecule: messenger RNA, 3341 nt
Organism: Columba livia (rock pigeon)
Lineage: Eukaryota; Metazoa; Chordata; Aves; Columbiformes; Columbidae
Gene: CLN5
Product: CLN5 intracellular trafficking protein
Exons: 4
Coding region: 156-1166 (336 amino acids)
Biological process (GO): lysosome organization
Cellular component (GO): lysosome; lysosomal membrane
Molecular function (GO): hydrolase activity, acting on glycosyl bonds
Source: RefSeq, a predicted model, not a curated record
UGCAGUCCGUGCCCUCCGCGGCCACCACCAGCCGCCCCGGGCCGGGUGGGCGGGCGCGGGGGCGGCUCCUUCCCGCCCAAUCUCCCUACGCCCUGCCGCUCUCCCGCCUGCCGGCACCACCGGGGCCCGGCCGUAGCCCUGCAGGCCGCGCCGCCAUGGGUGCCGCCCGCCACUGCCGCCUGCUGCUGCUGGUGCUGGCGGCGGCUUGGGCGCCGUGUUUCUCGGAGAGGCUCCGCUCCCGGCGGUGGCCGGUGCCCUACAGGCGCUUUGAUUACCGUCCAAAACCUGAUCCGUACUGCCAAGCUCGUUACACCUUCUGUCCCACUGGAUCUGCCAUUCCAGUUAUGAAAGAGGAGGAUGUCAUUGAAGUAUAUCGAUUACAGACUCCAGUAUGGGAGUUCAAAUAUGGGGACCUAUUAGGACAUUUGAAAAUUAUGCACGAUGCUGUGGGUUUCAAGAGCUCUCUAACAGGCAAAAACUACACGAUGGAGUGGUAUGAGCUCUUCCAGCUUGGGAACUGCACAUUUCCACAUCUCCGGCCUGGCAUGGAUGCACCGUUCUGGUGUAACCAGGGAGCUGCCUGCUUUUAUGAAGGAAUAGAUGAUGCGCACUGGAAGGAAAAUGGAACUUUAGUUCUUGUGACCACAAUAUCAGGAACCAUGUUUAAUGAAAUGGCAAAAUGGGUGAAAUAUGACAAUGAGACUGGGAUUUACUAUGAGACCUGGAAAGUUCAAGCAAGUCCUGACAACCAGUCAACAGUAUGGUUUGACUCUUAUGAAUGCUCUAAAUUUAUACAGAGAACAUACCAGAAGCUGGCUGACUUAGGAGCUGUAUUUAGGAAGAUACAAACAAACUAUACCAGCAUAAUUUUAUUCAGUGGAGAACCUGUUUAUUUGGGAAAUGAAACAUCUAUUUUUGGAUCGCUAGGAAACAAGACAUUGGCAGGAGCUAUAAGAGACUUUUACUAUCCAUUCAGACCUCACCGGACAGUUGGAGAGUUUUUUGUGGAUCUUUUAAAAAUAAUUGAUCGUGUCAUCUUGAAUGGCCAGUUUUACCUCUUCUACAACUUGGAGUACUGGUUUUUACCUAUGAAGUACCCUUAUCUCAAAAUCAUUUAUGAAGAGGUCCCUUUACCUGUUGGAAGCAAAACGUCCUUUGAUGUGUAAUUGCUUACUAAAGAACCAAACUUGCCCUUAUACCAGGUUAUCCUAAAGGAUUUUGGAUUGCAACCAUGGAGGUAUAUAAGUGUUGUGUGUUUCACGGCUGACUGUCAAAGUGGCCUUGGGAAGGCUUUGCUAGACCACAUGAAAGACAAUGCCUUUUUUCUUAGUGUUCAUGAACAUAUCACACAAGUACUAAAGCAUCUCUGCCUUGGCCAGCUUCUGUGUAACCAUGGACACCUGCUGCUUGGCUGAUGUAGCUCCUCUUGGCUCAACUCUACAGGUAGCACCUGGCCACCAACAGAGAUGGGACACAAAUCUUACAAGGACCUUCUGGUCUGACUGACUCAGCUAAUCCAUGUGUUGGAGCUAACAAACCCGAGUGCCUAGAUAUGUCAUUUCCUGUAAUGUGUGCCUUAGUUUGGUGUUUCUAUAUUUCUUUCAGUCGUCCACCUGAAGCCUAUGAGCUGCUCUCUGGUUCAUGAAGCAGGCGUGCAGCAGGGUGGGAAGGGACAGUGAAUCUAUUAAAAGAUGGCAGGAGGGAUAUCUUGUCACCACUUUGCUUCCUUCACCUGCACUAUAAACGCAAUACAGAUGGCUCUUCCUGAGAUUUGUGUUGGAGUUUUCCAGCACAGAGAGAAGGCAAACAGCCUGUUUUGAUAUCAACAUUGAUGCAUAACUGAAGUGUUCUAGCAGCCUCCUGUCUUAAAGUCUACUUGAGGCUUCAUUUAGGUCAGUUGCAUAGAAGUAAUGUUUAUAUUCCUUUUACACUUCUUUAAAAAGUAUGGAAUCCUUAAAAUGAAAGCAGCAAUGACGUUUGUGGUGUGUCAAAGUCAGUUAAAAAUAAGCAAAUGUCAUAGAUUUGCCUAUAAAAAGUAUGUGCAGCCUCUUACUGGCAGUGAUGCUCUGGUGUAUUUGGGUCCUGUUCCUCGCUAUGCCUAGAACAGCUUGGCAGCUAGUGCCUUCUAAACCCAGCUGGCCAAAGCCAAGGGCAACACUGGCUUUUUGGAGAGCAGCAAGGAGCCUCUACACACAAAAAAAUACACCUGCAGCAGCAUAAUCAUCCCUGAGUGUAUACUGCUCACUUUGGUUUUCUAAUUCAGCUGCAGAAUAAGUAGCAUUCCUGCAGAGGUUAUUACUGCAUCAUGGGCAGGUAGGUAGUAACGCAGUAACCUGGUACUGCAGUUUGAUUUGGCUUGAGUUGAAUUAAUAGUCUGCUCCAGCCAAAGACAGAGUACACAGUGAUUUGAUUCAAAUAAUAAGAAUGGCAGAAAAUUGACCUUGUGUUAAAAAAAAGUCACUAAAGUUAGUUAGUUGAAUUGUAUUGUCAUAUAAAUGUGAUGAGCAUGAGAGCUCACGUGAGAGGAAUGAGGUGAUGAGCACACCGGUGUUCUGCAGGGGAAAGCUGCUAAUUAGUUCCACUGUUACAUGAAACUUCACCUUCUACCUCAGCUUGAAAGAUUCUUUGCAGCCAAAGUCACAGGCCCACACUUUAACCAGCAGAGUUUCAGAUGACCCACUAAGAAGGUUAUCCAGGAGGCACUAGGGAAGAUAAAGGGGAGCCACAAGCCUGUCUACAGAAGGUGCAUUCUUGUCGAUGCCUGUUUUUAUGACUUUGAACCCCUCGGCAUUGUUGAGCCCACAUUUAUCCUUUCAGGAAAAAGCCUCAAUCUCAAAACCAGUGUCCCAAGCAAAGGGGAAAUAGGAUCAUGCAACCAAGCCAGUAGAAGCCCCAAAAGCUUCUUCUCUAGCAUUGGCUAAAAAGCAUUGUAGCAUUGAUGCAACUAAGGAGACAUUUUGGAGCCUGAAGCAGAUGCCAUAUUGGGGAGGGUUGUGCUCUCUCCUAGUCAGUCUCUGCUCAGCCUGACAGUGCUGUUCCUUCACUGUACAGCACUGCUUGGUCUUCAUACAGGACCUAGGGAGCUGAGACACCAAAGUCAUUCUUUUCCCCAAAUAGUUAGGAUAUGUGAAAGCCCUGGAGAGCUGAAAAUGGCAAAUCUUGAAAUACACAGGCAAUGGUAGCCGAGUCCUGCACAUCAAAGCUGCCUCAUGCAGCUCCUAAUGAAGAAAUGGGUGUUUGUGGACUUGUAAUAUCUAGAGAGAUUAUACAAUGACGACUUGACAUAGCUGACUGGUUACAGAAGUAAAAACCUUCAUAUUAAAGAACUUGAUCAAAACCAA